AUGGAUAGAAUCACAUCUGCCGCUGUAGUGGAAGAUGAGACGAAACAAGUUAUUGACAGUGUCCUGGAGAGCGCAAGGGAGAAGGUCGACAGUACCGUCUCCAGUUCAAGUCGUUUGGAGCAGUGGAAUGAACCUAGAAUUAAUGUCUAUCGAUACAUCGCAGCGCUCUACACUUUUGUCAUAAUGGGUAUGAAUGACUCUGCAUACGGGGCGCUGAUUCCAUAUCUUGAAAGAUACUACAAUCUUGAUUACACUAUUAUUUCGCUGGUAUUUCUCGCUCCAUUCAUUGGAUAUACAUUUGCCGCCAUCCUUAACAACGGAAUUCACAUGCGCUUUGGACAAUUCGGUGUCGCUGUUAUUGCACCGGUGUGCAAGACCAUUGCCUAUGUCGUUACCUGUGUCCAUCCCCCAUACGCUGUACUUCCUAUCAUUUUUAUGCUAGCUGGGUUUGGGAAUGGUCUUGAAGAUGGAGCAUGGAAUGCGUGGAUCGGGAAUAUGCAGAACGCGAAUGAGAGCCUGGGCUUCUUACACGGUGCGUACGGGCUGGGUGCAACUAUCAGUCCCUUGAUUGCAACAAGCAUGGUUACGAAGGGAAACCGGCCAUGGUAUAUCUUCUAUUACAUGAUGGUCGGACUGGCUGUCCUCGAGCUUCUCCUUUGCUCUCUUUCAUUCCGAGAGGCCACGGGAAAAGUCUACAGAGCCAAGGACCCAAUCAGCCACUCUGCAGAUGGCCAAUCUUCCACAAAAGAAGCGGUACUAAACCCUAUAACCUGGAUUUGUGCCAUUUUUCUUCUAGGUUACGUGGGUAUUGAAGUAUCUCUUGGCGGCUGGCUUGUCACUUUCAUGUUGAAAGUGAGACACGGGGAGCCAUUCGCCUCCGGCCUUGUUGCUACCGGCUUUUGGUUGGGUAUUACCUUUGGGCGUAUUGUUCUUGGUUUUGUCACGGGCAAAAUUGGAGACAAGACCGCAAUCGCCGCUUAUAUAGUCAUCGCUAUGGGUAUGGAGUUAUGCUUCUGGCUAAUCCCGAACUUCGUUGCUAGUGCCAUCUUUGCGGGGUGGUUGGGUUUCUUUCUAGGACCGAUGUUUCCGGCUGCCAUCGUGGUCGCGACGAAAUUACUGCCGUUGAGAUUGCAUGUAAGUGCCGUGGGUUUCGCAGCGGCUUUCGGGGGAGGAGGCGCGGCAGUUUUCCCAUUCGCCGUUGGGGCUAUUGCGCAGGUGAAGGGAGUACAGGUCCUCCAACCUAUCGCAUUGGCACUGCUGGCCAUGAUAUUGGCACUCUGGUGUCUGCUGCCCGGCGGGUUUAAGAAGAGAGGGCUGGAAGAGGCGCGGGUCCUCAUGGAGAGUAGAGAAGGCAGAACCGAGGAAGGGGGGGAUAAUACCGCAGGCAUCUUAUGGAUCGGCGGGAAGUUGAGGAGGAAAAUACUGGGCCUUGCGUAG
Molecule: messenger RNA, 1437 nt
Organism: Amorphotheca resinae ATCC 22711
Lineage: Eukaryota; Fungi; Ascomycota; Leotiomycetes; Helotiales; Amorphothecaceae
Exons: 7
Coding region: 1-1437 (478 amino acids)
Biological process (GO): transmembrane transport
Cellular component (GO): membrane
Molecular function (GO): transmembrane transporter activity
Source: RefSeq, a predicted model, not a curated record